UCACACGUGUGGAAAAGAUGGGCGGUCGGUCAUCACAUUCAUUAGCAGCACUGUAGCGCAUCGACAGACACGCAGACCAUCCAAGAAGGGCCACAGCUGCCGGCGACGAGAACAACACGCCGCAGAAGGUAGACAGACGGCUGCACACAGCGAACACACACAUGCACACCCCACACGUUCCGCAAUGUCCAGCCAUUGAUGUAGAUGUGUGUGGUACUUGCGAACACGGGGAAGAGGACGGAGGGAGGCCGAUCGCGAUGGCGCACACGUAUCCGUCUGAGUGUACAAUACACACACGCCUGCAGAAAGCGGAACGCACACAGAGAGAGAACCGAGAUGAGCACAGACGCUGUGAGCGAGUGAAUGAGUACGUACACGUGUACACAGACACGCAGAGGAAGGCAUCGCAGGCCAGUCGCACGCCCAACACGAUGCAUUACACAUACAGAUCCAUCACUCACUGUGCGCACCUCGUUUGUUCUCCUCGCCUUCGGUGACGACCGUGACGCACCCCUCGACGCGUAGACGAACCCUGUACACACACAACGAAGCAAAACACAGUGAAAUCGUCUCGUGACGGAUCUUGCGCAUUGUUUACUUGCGACCAU
Molecule: messenger RNA, 608 nt
Organism: Vitrella brassicaformis
Lineage: Eukaryota; Vitrellaceae
Source: the annotation of a GenBank genome assembly